AUGCCUAAACAAUUCGCUAUGUAUCAUCAGCACAGCAAUUAUCUUACUGCAUCGUUCAGUUUGUGGAUAAAGAUCAGGCAAAAGCUACAGGCGCAGAAACCAGAGUUAGGGUUUUCAAUGGAACUUCGUAUUGGUAACAAAUACCGGCUUGGACGUAAAAUCGGGAGCGGCUCGUUCGGAGAGAUAUACAUUGGAACAGAUACACAAACCAACGAAGAAGUCGCUAUAAAGCUCGAAAGCGUCAAGACUCCUCAUCCACAGUUGGCAUAUGAGUCCAGGGUAUACAGGAUUCUACGCUUACAAGGUGGAGGAGAAACUGGUGAGAUGAUUCCAAACAUGAGAUGGUACGGUGUUGAACGUGACCAGUACAAUGUUAUGGUCAUGGAUUUGCUUGGUCCAAGCCUUGAAGAUCUGUUUAGUUACUGCAACAAGAGAUUCACAUUGAAGACAGUUCUCAUGCUAGCUGAUCAAUUGAUAAACCGUCUCGAGUUUGUGCAUUCUAAAUCGUAUCUUCAUCGUGAUUUAAAGCCUGAGAACUUUCUAAUUGGUUUGCCUAGGCGUGCUGAUCAGGUUUACAUCAUAGACUUUGGCUUGGCUAAGAAGUAUAGAGAUGGCUCAACCCACAGCCACAUACCAUAUAGGGAGAAUAAAGGUUUUAUUGGGACUCCGAGUUAUGUCAGCAUCAACACUCACUUAGGGAUCGAGCAAAGUCGGAGAGAUGAUAUGGAGUCACUUGGUUAUGUACUUAUGUACUUUCUCAGGGGGAGUCUCCCGUGGCAGGGACUCAAAGAAGUUGGGGACAAGAAACGUGAUAAGAUUUUUGCAAAGAAGGCUUCUACUUCCUUUGAAGAGUUGUGUAGAGGUUAUCCAAUAGAGUUUGCAUCCUACUUUCAUCACUGCCACUCGCUUAGGUUUGAAGAUAAGCCAGAUUAUGCGUACUUGAAGAGACUGUUCUGUGACCUUUUUAUUCGUCAAGGUUUUCAGUUUGAUUAUGUGUUUGAUUGGACGGUACUCAAGUAUCAGGAAUCACAAAGAUCAUCAUCAUCAUCAAGACGACUUGUGGUGGGCUCUAGUAGUCGUGAACCGUUCAGUGGUUGUGAUCAAUAGUAUUGAUGUUUUGCGGAUCAAUGAAGGAGGAACCUAAAGGAAAACUCUUCUCAGACUGAUUCAUAGAAAAAGCUUUUAAGAAAAAACGGGUUGCUUGUCUCAAUCUUCUUGAGAGUUUUCAAGGUUGUGGGAAUAACAUUGUAUAUGGUUCUAUAGAUUAAACGAGAAGGGAUAUAUUACAGCUGAAUCAAAAGAAAAAACAAUCAUAUAAUAAUAUGUUAUAAACAUCUAGCAAUGAUGUGGUCAAAAAAAAAAAAGAUGUGGUCAUGGAUUAUUAUCACUAUUAUCCCAUGACUUUCUUGGAAUGCUGUGGUGGUUAUUCACAUCGGUGUCGGCUUCUUCUCCGACAUCAGGGUUCUCAGUGCUCCGGCC
Eruca vesicaria subsp. sativa (arugula) is the source of this 1479-nucleotide messenger RNA. The record is from the annotation of a GenBank genome assembly. Lineage: Eukaryota; Viridiplantae; Streptophyta; Magnoliopsida; Brassicales; Brassicaceae.